Micropterus salmoides (largemouth bass) is the source of this 621-nucleotide messenger RNA. RefSeq lists its product as uncharacterized. Gene Ontology annotation, biological process: positive regulation of ERK1 and ERK2 cascade; interleukin-15-mediated signaling pathway; T cell activation. Bases 1 to 621 code for a protein of 206 amino acids. NCBI's taxonomy places the organism in Eukaryota, Metazoa, Chordata, Actinopteri, Centrarchiformes, Centrarchidae. Gene Ontology annotation, cellular component: external side of plasma membrane; membrane raft. Gene Ontology annotation, molecular function: MHC class II protein binding; protein tyrosine kinase binding. The transcript has 5 exons. The record is from RefSeq and is a predicted model, not a curated record.
AUGACGGCCGCCAAUCAGGCCCGGCGGCGGACCGGUGGCCCAGUGCAGGAGAUUCUUCCAGCGGUGCUUCAGUUUACAGCAGCAGCUGAAAAACUUCCCCUCUCCUUCACUGUCAGAGUUGGAGAUGACGUCACUUUGCCUUGUGAAAAUGUGAUAGACGGUCAGCAAAAAUGUGAAUAUACUACAUGGCUCUUCAGUGGUUCAGGGAGCAGAUCAGCAGUAGAGCUGGUUACACUUGGGCAGAUUGGUGAAAACAGCAAAGCUAAAUCAGACAGACUGAGUGUUACAGAGAACUGUUCUCUGGUUAUAAAGAAGGUCACAGUCGAGGAUGUUGGUCGUUAUUACUGCAGACAGUUCAAAUCAGGACAACAACAAGCUCCAGACUCUCAGGUUCAUCUGUCUGUUAUUAUCAUGACUGAACGUAAGGACGCUGAUGAGGUGACGUUAAACUGCUCUGUGUUGAAAUAUGGACAGUCCUGUAGACACACAGUGAAGUGGCUGUAUGAGGGUAAAGAUGUGGACAAAGACAUGAAGACAUCACAGUCUGUCUGCUACGCCACUGUGUCUUUCCUGGAUUCUCAUUUUAUUAACAAAUCAAAGUCUAAUGACAGCAGAUGGUAA